ACGGUAGUGAGGGAGAAAGCGAGACAGAAAGAGAGAGAGAGUGACAGAGAGAGCUAGUGGAAGAGCAAAAGAGAGGGGGAGCUGACAGAAGGAUGUGGGAAACUAUACACUGAGGAACUACUCAAACCUGAAGAAUACUUUUAUGACAACGUGUAUGGGAGGUUGGACAGGGACCACAACCUGUGGAGACAAUGGGCAGCUGCACCCCCCCUGUGCCUUCCCUCAACGUCACCGAGUCAGACAACACAUCAUGGGCCGGGGAGGCUGGCGGCGAACCAGGUUACAGUGAGGUGGAGAUGGUCCUCCUAGGCAUGGUUAUGUCACUGCUGGUCGUUGGCAUCGUGUUUGGCAACAUCCUGGUCAUCAUAGCUAUCUACCGGUUCCAGAGACUGCAGAACAUCACCAACUGCUUCAUCACCUCUCUGGCCUGUGCCGACCUGGUCAUGGGUCUCAUCGUGGUGCCGUUCGGCGCCUGCUACAUCAUCUUCAACACCUGGCACUUCGGCAGCUUCUGGUGUGAGUUCUGGACUGCCACGGACGUGUUGUGUGUGACGGCGAGCAUCGAGACGCUCUGCGUGAUAGCGCUGGACCGUUACCUGGCCAUAACCUCUCCGUUCCGCUACCAGUCUCUGCUGACCAAGUGUAAGGCACGCGUGGUGGUCCUGCUGGUGUGGGUGAUCGCUGGACUCAUCUCCUUCUUACCCAUCCACAUGAAGUGGUGGAUCAGUGAUGACGCGGAGGCGAAGGCCUGCAUCCAGAACAGCAACUGCUGUGACUUCAACACCAACACAGCCUACGCCAUCACCUCCUCCAUCAUCUCCUUCUACAUCCCCUUAGUCGUCAUGGUGUUUGUCUACAGCCGCGUGUUCCAGGAGGCCAAGCAGCAACUACGCAAGAUUGACCGCAGCGAGGGGCGCUUCCACGCCCAUAACAACAACAUCGCAGGAGGAGGAGGGGUGGAGAAUAACAAUGAGAGCCGAGGAGUUGGAGGAGGCUUCAGGAAGACCAAGUUCUGCCUGCGGGAACACAAGGCCCUGAAGACUCUCGGGAUCAUCAUGGGGAUCUUCACGCUGUGCUGGCUACCCUUCUUUGUCCUCAACGUGGUGGUAGCCAUCUGGAAGGUAGGGGACAUCGGACUCGCCUUCAGGAUACUCAACUGGAUAGGUUACGCCAACUCCGCAUUCAACCCCUUGAUCUACUGCAGGAGCCCUGAGUUCAGGUACGCAUUCAAGGAGAUCCUGUGCAUCAAGAAGGUCCGGUUCCCCAACAUAGGGCCUACUAAUGGAUACGUGUACAGUGGACACAGCUGGCAGAGUGAGCAGCAGGGAGGGAGGAGUAAGGGGAGCUCGGAGGACAGUGACCCAGCUGCAGACGGGAGCUCAGGGAGGGGAGAGGCGGGUGGGGGUGGAGCUGCAGACGGAACGGACCCGAACGGGAACUGCAGUAAAGGGUUAACAAUUGUACUUUAAUUAACCCCCUCACCUUGCUAAGGGAAGUGAACAACCUUUGGAACAGACAGACAUGUUUCACAGUUAUCGUCCAUUGUCACUUCACCAAGUCACUGAGAUGAGACUGGAUGGAAGGAUAGAGGGUGAAUGGUGAGCGGGUAGCACAGGUGAGACUAGAUUGAGGACAGGAGAGGAAUUUGUUACAUUUCACCAGUAGGUUUGCAAGUUGAAUGUAUAUUUAGAGAGAGAGAGAUCAUGUAGAUUGUUUCAGCUACCUCACCUUGUUGUUUAAGAUAUCUAUACGUUCUUAUCAUGUAUCAUCUAAAUAUGUCACAUUGAUUCACUGACCACAGAAACCAGACUGGCUCAUAAAUCCAGAAGAUCGUUUUACUCUGUGUCCACCCAUACAUGAAAUAUCAUCAUAUAUCAUCAUGAAUAAUUGGUGAGAGAGAGAGAGAGAGAGAGAGAGAGAGAGAGACAGAGAGAGAGAGAGAGAGAGAGAGAGAGACAGAGCCAGAG
Molecule: messenger RNA, 1967 nt
Organism: Oncorhynchus kisutch (coho salmon)
Lineage: Eukaryota; Metazoa; Chordata; Actinopteri; Salmoniformes; Salmonidae
Gene: adrb2a
Product: adrenoceptor beta 2, surface a
Exons: 2
Coding region: 192-1469 (425 amino acids)
Biological process (GO): adenylate cyclase-activating adrenergic receptor signaling pathway; positive regulation of MAPK cascade; norepinephrine-epinephrine-mediated vasodilation involved in regulation of systemic arterial blood pressure
Cellular component (GO): plasma membrane
Molecular function (GO): beta2-adrenergic receptor activity; norepinephrine binding
Source: RefSeq, a predicted model, not a curated record